GUGCUGGUUACAUCAGUAUCAAUGCAACCAAAAUUUUUUCUAAUAAUUAUCAAGGACCAAGGUAACGAAAAUAAAAAUAUGUGUAAUGAACUAAAAUCAGUGAAGUGAAAAUCGAUGAAAUUAAGCAGUUAUUAAAAGUAUUUGAUAAUUGUUACACGUUAAUUAACGUACUAUAUUCAAUUGUGUUGUUACGCUAUUGGUGAUAAACACUUUCUCUCAUUGAUGUAGUUGAGUUGUGAAGUUUUCCUUGGUGUGUAUUUGUCGAACGUAUCAUAGUAAAAAUGCCACUUUCAAGUGUUAAACUCAAAGAAGACGAUCGUGUCAAUGUUGAACCAACAACGGUGGCGGGUAUCUCAGCUUUCUUGGGAAAACUAUGGAAAAUGGUUGAAGAUCCGAAGACCGAUGAACUUAUUUCAUGGGGAAAGACCGGAAGUACGUUUGUCAUAAAGAAUCAGAUAGAUUUUGCAAAAACCAUAUUGCCGAAUUACUAUAAACAUAAUAAUAUUGCUAGCUUCAUACGGCAAUUAAAUAUGUAUGGGUUUCACAAGAUAAUUUCCACCACUUCUGGCGCGUUGGAUUCCAACGAUAACGAUGAGAUUGAAUUUACACAUCCGUGUUUUGUCAGAGGGCAUCCAUAUUUAUUAGAACAAAUAAAGAGAAAGAUGAACAAUCCGAAAGAAAAUCUUGCCAAAAGCGAAAGCGGUAAUCAAUUCAACGAAUCAAUCAAGAGGGUUUUCAAUGAUAUAAAGAACCUGAAAGGCAAACAAGAGUAUUUAGGCUCCCAGUUGAGUUCGGUUAAACAAGAAAACGAAAUAUUAUGGCGAGAACUGUCAUUAUUGCGGCAGAAACACGCAGCGCAGCAGAAUGUGUUGAAUAAAUUGAUCAGAUUUCUAGUUUCGCUAGCACAACCUUCUAAUCAUGGAAUCGUGAAGCGAAGAUUAGUACCUUUGAUGCUGAAAGAUUCAUCAUCUUCGUCGUCGUCGUCAACUUCAAGAACAAAACAAGAACCAAUUAUUCAAGAUGGUGAUCAUCUGUACACAAUAAAGAAGCGACGGGAAGCCUCAUCACCAGGACCAACUAUACAUGAAAUUCAUCCUUCGGAAAUGUUAGAUAAUGUACAAAUAAUAGAAACUCCUGUUAUGGACAUGGUUGCUGACAGUCCUGUCAUAAUUGGAAAUGAAAUCAUUAAUAGUCCAGCAUCUACCUCCUCACAUUCUGAUCUAAGUGCACUGUCUCCUAAUCCUGUCCCUGCUGCUUUGUAUCCCAGUUCAUCUCGUAAAGGUAACACUCGGCAAUUCUUGGUAUCUCAACCCGUGAUGAUAUCUGGACGUCAUUCCCCAGAAUACGUGAUACCAGAUUCCACCGAUAAUCCUUUGAUGGAAUUAGUCCAAGAAACUGUCGCAGAUGACGAUGAUAAUGAAAAUGAUUAUAUAACGGUUGUCGAUACCGAUGGUACUGAAAUGGUGGCUCAAGAUUCUCCCGAACCUGUGAUUAUCGAUAAAGGUAGAAAGAGGAAUUCUCGAAAAAAUGUGAAGAAAAAUCCUCCCCCUCAGCUGAACGUUGUAAAAACCAUCGCUCCCAAACCAAAGAUCGAGACGAAGAAAAAAUCGGCCCCUGUAGUUGAUGAGAAGAAAAACGAACCGGAUGAUUUUCUUGUAGAUUUAGCAAGUUUGAGUGAACCUAUGGUAGAAGUACAGACACCAUCUACGAGCGGAAUCGCAUCACAACCAAUGACUACGCCAACGUCUACGGAUCAAGUUCUGAAAACGAUCACAAAUCCGGAAGAAUUCAUACCAAAUAAUAAAAUCAACAUAAACGUCGAUGAAAUUAUCAAUAUUCCGCCGAGUACGACUAAUCUUAGCGAUUUAGGUUUAACCAUUGAUGGUGUGACAAGCUUACAGAAUACUUUAAUUUCUCCGAGUGGAAAUAACGCGGACGGAAGUGACGACAUAGUAUUUGAGUUACAUGAGGAUAAUAUUAAACCUUUCGCUCAAAAAUCCGAAGUUGGUGCUAAUACAAGUAACAAAUCCGAUAACGAAGCUCUUAUGAAUCGUAUUAGCGAGUGCAUUGACAACGCUCAAAACAUGAAGAUCGCCUGCACAGAUAAUUCUGUUCUGACGAAUAAAACGUUGGCAGAUCUUUCAAUGCAUCUAGAUAGCACUCAAAAUGACCUCGACCAGUUGAAAAAACAGAUACAAACUGGGCAAUAUGUCUUAGACAUGAAUACGAUAUUGGAGAUAUUUAAUGAAGAUCCUAUGGACUACAAUAUGCCUCCUGAAAACUCAAACACAUUUCCCAAAACGUCUGAUGAAGUUUUAGGAAAUGAAUUGAUCAGCGCAUCUACGAUGUUUGAUUUCAAUGAUAUAUUUAACCAAAACGAUUGGAGUCAACCUGCCACCCCAUUAAGUACGAUUGAUGCUGAUUAUUGCGAAUUAAAUACACCGCAGAUUGAAAGUAGUCCUACUGAAGAAAGUCAAAUACUGCAACCACCACCUUCUAAAAAACUUAAAAGUAAAUAAAUUCAAUUUUUCCAUUCAUAUAAAGAUUCAUUUCAUUUGUAUAGGUAUUCUUAAGGUUGUUUUCACUUGAUUAUUUAGGUAUUUGUAUUUUUAAAACAAUUUUUAAAACAUUUACAGCAGUUAGGAAUUAAUUGUGUGCAAGACUGAAUGGAACAUGUGAUGUUAUUGUAUUGUAAAUGUAGUUUUCAAUUUUCAUAGUCUAGUCAGUUUCAUCGUAUACAAUGAACAUAUUUUGAGUUUUUUGGUGAUGAGAAAAUUCUUUUGAAUGAGGUCGAAAUGUCGUAAUUGUUUUUCUUUAAUAAGUAUCAAUUUUUACUUAGGUUUAAUGAAAUUAUGAUAUUUUUUGUUUAACUUAUCUCACUGCAAUCACUUCAAUAUCAUAAUUUUUUCAAUUUUUUCCGCAAUCUUUCAAUAUUUUUGGAGUAUAACGUUUGGAAGCUAAGACCAGUGACUUUCAAAAUGGCUAGAGGCCGGAAUGGGACAAGAAAUAAUUAGCAUUCAAAUUUUCAUUCAGCUUCAAAUAGUGGUAAAUUUGUGCAUUUCAGAGUAAUUUUCUUCUUCUUUUCCCGAAAAUAUAACGAAAAAAAAUUGUAAACUGUGCACCUGAAGAUUCUUUUUUCAAAUUUGUAUUCAAAUAUUCUUUUCGCGGCUUUAAAAUAGCCAGAAUGUAACCCUUCCUUCAGUUCCUUCCUUUGGCGCUGAUAGACAUAGGACAAGGUCAUAUUUUAAAUACUUUUUUUUUUUCAUUGGAAAUUAAAUACGAUAUUUUUUAAACAAAUUAAUGUAAUAAGAAUAAUGAAGUAUUGAAAGACCAGGAUAAAAAGUUUAUUUUUUUCUAGUUUUCUGAAAAAUAAGACGAUGCUCGAAAUAUGUAUAUAAUAUACUCGUACUUGGAAGAAAUUUUAUAGGAGACCGUUUGCUGCUGCAUGUUUAAUAUUUUUAAAUUCAUUUUUACUGUGUUACUUCAAAGCAAAUACGUUUUAAUUUUAUGCAUUUUUAUAGGCUAAUUGAACUCUUUGCUACCUUGUUUGCCGAUUUGAAUGCGACUUUGAAGUAUGUGUUUCAAUCGUAUUAUUCAAACGUGUGAUCGUUUACGGUAUUAAGGUUUUAAUUCAGUUCUUAUUGAUUGCAUACGUAUUGUAAAUUAUUGUUCAUUAUUUCUAUGUCCGUAUCCAGUUUAUGAGAUUUUCUGGUUUUAUUCAUUUAGAGCAAUUCAUUUAAACGUAUCAAUAAUGUUGUUUAGAAUAAGUUCAUUUUAUCCAUAAUGUACGUAUAGAAAAGUUUUUUUUUUUAGAUGAAUUCUGUAUGAUUUGUAAAUGUAUAGUUGUUGAGUGAUUAUUUUCUGGGAGGGUUCCUUUAUAAAUUUAAUGUUUCUUAAAUUUAAUACGACUGUUUUACAAAUAACAUAUUUCUCGACAGUUUUUGUUUCUUAUCGCUGUAUUUUUAUCUAACUUUUUAUACAUUAGUAAGAGUUUUUGAUAAUUGAAUUUUAUUAUGCAAAAAGGUAUUCCUUCUCUGAUUCCUGGUGAUGAUUAAAAUUGAACUGAAUCCAUGUUUGGUGUGCUCUUUUUUAAAAGAAUUUUAUUUAUAAAGGGAUUAAUAUUUUUAAAUUGUAUAUUAUAAUGUAUAAUAGAUGUAUGGUUAUCGAUGUAAAUAAAACUAGUUACUCGUCUAGAAAUGAAAAAUGUUUAUGCUUAUAUUCGAUAUAAGUACUUGAUAAAUGAAAGGUUGAGAAACGUGAUAUUGUAUGCGUUAUGGUUCGGGGUUAUUUUAAUGUUACCUUUGAAAAAAUUUUUAUUUCUUUGAAUGAUGCGAUGUAAUAGUAAAAAAAAAGUAAUUGCUGAGUACGCAAAAAAGUUGUAUAAUUCUUUUCUAAUUAUUUACACAAGAAUUAAUAUUUUCAGUUAACUUACUCAUUUUUAUUAUGAAUUCGUUUGUAACAUAAUGUUAAAUAAAAGUUAUUUGAUUUUUA
Planococcus citri (citrus mealybug) is the source of this 4491-nucleotide messenger RNA. It is a transcript of the gene Hsf, whose product is annotated as Heat shock factor. Gene Ontology annotation, biological process: regulation of DNA-templated transcription. Gene Ontology annotation, molecular function: sequence-specific DNA binding; DNA-binding transcription factor activity. The coding region runs from base 282 to 2519 and encodes 745 amino acids. The record is from RefSeq and is a predicted model, not a curated record. Lineage: Eukaryota; Metazoa; Arthropoda; Insecta; Hemiptera; Pseudococcidae. The transcript has 11 exons.